GAUAUUUCUUUUUAGCUGAAAGUACACUGCUUUCAUUUUCAUGCAAGCAAAAUAAAAUUUGGAGUGUGCAAUCAAUUAAAAAACCAAAAAAAAAAAAAUUAUAAAUAAGGGUGCAGCCAUCGUUUAAUAACUAUUUACUAAAUUUUUAAAUUUAGAUGCUCAUUUUGUGAAAUUAUUUUAGUAUUAAGUGUUGUUGUUGUCCAUUUCCUAAUUUUUUAUUUAUUUUUAGAAUGACCCGAUUUUGGGCACACCAAAAUAAAGCCCGCUUGUUGUUCUGGGUUGUGCGACGGAGUUGGGAAUUGGGAUUUUGCAUGUACACUCACUCAGCAAUAUGCAUUCAACCAAACUUUAAUUUUUCCCAAAUCACUCAAUUUACUGCUCAAUUUCCUUAACAAUGAUGCGAUUUGUGUCGCGGAGGAUUGAAAUUUCUAGUGGAGAUGGAGAAAUUUCGAAGUUAGGUUUUGGGAAAAGAGGUAUUGUUACGAGCUGUAGAGCUGUGUUGUUGCCCAGAUUUGGCGGACCGGAGGUUCUUGAGUUUCAUGAAAAUGUAGCUGUUCCUGAUCUUAAACCUAAUCAUGUGCUUGUUCGUGCUCGUGCUGUCUCCAUCAAUCCCCUUGAUACCAGAAUGCGAUCAGGAUAUGGACGUUCAAUUUUCGAGCCACUUUUACCUUUGAUUUUGGGCCGAGAUAUAAGUGGUGAAGUUGCAGCUGUUGGAAAUUCUGUUAAGUCACUUACAUUUGGGCAGGAGGUAUUUGGUGCUCUGCAUCCAACCGCCGUGAGGGGUACUUAUACUGACUAUGCUAUUCUUGCGGAGGAUGAACUUGCUCCAAAGCCAGGAUCACUUUCACAUGUGGAAGCCAGCGCCAUCCCAUUUGCUGCCCUAACUGCUUGGCGUGCGCUAAAAAGUACUGCCAGAAUAAGAGUGGGGCAAAGGGUAUUGGUCAUAGGAGGAGGAGGAGCAGUAGGUUUCUCUGCAAUUCAGCUUGCAGUGGCUGCAGGCUGCCAUGUUUCUACUACGUGUGGAGGAGAGAGUAUAAGUCGCAUUUUGGCAGCCGGUGCGGAGCAAGCUGUUGACUAUACCAGUGAGGAUGCUGAAAUAGCACUUAAGGGGCAUUUUGAUGCUGUCUUGGAUACAAUUGGUGUGCCAGAUACUGAGAGAAUGGGUAUUAGUCUUUUAAAGAGAGGAGGACACUACAUGACGUUACAGGGGGAGGCUGCAUCGGUGACUGAUCGAUACGGACUAGCUAUUGGUCUUCCUAUGGCAACAGCCAUCUUGCUGAAGAAGCAAAUGCAAUAUCGAUAUUCUCAUGGAAUAGAAUAUUGGUGGAAUUAUAUGAGGGCUGAUGCUGAGGGUUUACAUGAGAUACGCCGGUUAUCUGAGGCUGGUAAGCUUCAAGUCCCGGUAGAUAAAACUUUCCCAAUUUCACAGGUGAGAGAGGCUCACGAGGCCAAGGAUAGACGACGAAUUCCUGGCAAAGUGGUUCUGGAAAUUGACUGAUUUAACUGGACAAGCUUAACCAACAGUAAGGAAGGCUAUAAUGUUCCAUGCAAUCUGGUAUCGCACUGAAUACUUGAUGCUGCAUAUGCUACGACUCUACAAUAUCAUCUGUCUUUGCAGAAUAACCAGUACCAAUUUACACUUUGUUGGAAUAUAUAGGAUUUAGAAACUACUAGGGAAGAAAAAUGUGCAACCUGUAAAUUCUCCGGACAUACUCAUUUUUUUCAUUUUCUUGAAGUAUCCGUCAUUAUUUCCCGGUCA
Capsicum annuum is the source of this 1759-nucleotide messenger RNA. Its product is annotated as reticulon-4-interacting protein 1, mitochondrial. Bases 395 to 1498 code for a protein of 367 amino acids. The transcript has 7 exons. NCBI's taxonomy places the organism in Eukaryota, Viridiplantae, Streptophyta, Magnoliopsida, Solanales, Solanaceae. The record is from RefSeq and is a predicted model, not a curated record. Gene Ontology annotation, molecular function: oxidoreductase activity.